AUGCCCGUCGAGCCUCCCAUACAUUACCAGCAGUCCACCCCAACCAAUCCAUUACCUCUGAAACCUACCGCCCAAACAUCGGGGCCCGCCAAAGGCAUACCCGGGAUAUCGUCUAGCAGCACGGACGCCGCACAAGAGCCCUCUACAUCCGCCCCGUCCCGCAACGGCAACCGUCCUUCCUCACGCUCCACCGAGAAGCGGGACACCAUCGUUGCCCCUUCACCGGCCUCGGGCGGAAUCCCCGAGCCCACACCAGCCUACCUCCUCCGCGCCUCCUUCCUCCCCUUGCCCUCACCGGUUCCGCGGCCGCUGCUCGUCGUGAUGGACCUCAACGGGACGCUUCUCUACCGGCCCAACAAGCGCGGGGCGCCCUCGCGGUUCGUCGAGCGGCCGCUGGCCAAGGAGUUCCUGCGGGCGUGCCUCGACAACCCCAACAUCCGGGUGGCCAUCUGGUCGUCGGCCCGACCGGAAAACGUCGGGCGCAUGUGCGCCCAGCUACUCUCCCCGCAGGACCUUGCGCGCGUGGUGGCAGUGUGGGGCCGCGACCGGUUCGGGCUGUCCCAGGACGACUACAACCGGCGCACGCAGUGCUACAAGCGGCUGACGCGGCUCUGGAGCGACCCGGCCGUCAGCGCGUCCCACCCGGAGGCGUCCCUUGGCAGCGUCUGGAACCAGGGCAACACGGUGCUCAUUGACGACAGCCCUGAAAAGGCGCGCAGCGAGCCGCACAAUGCCGUCACUCUGCCCGAGUUCACGGGAAACGUAAAUGAGCGGCCGCACAUCCUGUCUCUUGUGCUGGACUACCUCGACCAGCUGGCUUGGCAGAUGGAUAUUAGCACCUACAUAAGGGUUCGGCCCUUUACUGUACAGGUAGAGCAAUGA
Messenger RNA from Canariomyces notabilis, 882 nucleotides. RefSeq lists its product as uncharacterized. NCBI's taxonomy places the organism in Eukaryota, Fungi, Ascomycota, Sordariomycetes, Sordariales, Chaetomiaceae. The record is from RefSeq and is a predicted model, not a curated record. Gene Ontology annotation, cellular component: TIM23 mitochondrial import inner membrane translocase complex. Bases 1 to 882 code for a protein of 293 amino acids. Gene Ontology annotation, biological process: protein import into mitochondrial matrix. The transcript has a single exon.